CCUUUGCAUUCUCCAACUUGCUAAGAGGUUUAUUUCCAUCUAUUUCGGCUCAUCCGACUUGAUACGCGUUUUACGGAUGGAGUCUUCCUAGAGCCCUUACUAGCAAGUAGCCAUCCCUUAUCCUCUCGACUUGUUAUGAGCAGAUUGCUUAGUCGUAGCAUAUCUGGUUAAGACCACUUCCUUUCAAAGGACAGAGUCAAGAUGUCUAUGAUAGACAAGCUCCAGAUCCUGGGCGUUCGUUCGUUUGAUAACAAGAAGGGAGAGAUCAUCAAAUUCUACAGCCCCCUAACGCUCAUUGUCGGUUUUAAUGGAUCUGGUAAAACGACAAUCAUCGAGUGUCUUCGAUAUGCUACCACUGGAGAGCUUCCACCAAACAGUACAAUGGGAGGUGCUUGGAUCCACGAUCCUAAACUAGCUGGUGAGAACGAAGUGCUUGCCCAAGUCAAGUUAUCUUUCAACAACGCAAACGGCAAUCGAAUGGUGAUCAACCGAAACCUACAGCUUACCGUCAAGAAGUCUACAAGAUCUCAAAAGGCGCUCGAUGCAUCCCUCUUGUUGAUUCAAAAUGGCGAGCGAACGACUGUAUCCACGCGUGUUGCCCAGCUAGACAACAUAAUGCCAGGUUAUCUUGGGGUAUCAAAAGCUGUUCUGGAGUCUGUGAUCUUCUGUCAUCAAGAUGAGAGCUUGUGGCCGAUGAGUACGCCUGCGAUCUUGAAGAAAAAAUUCGACGAGAUUUUUGAAGCUCAGAAGUAUACCAAGGCAGUGGAGAAUAUCAAACUGAUCAAAAGAAAUCAAGAAAUCGAAUUGCGAGUGCUCAAGGAACGAGAGGCAAGCGCUAAGAUCGACAGGGACCGAGGAAAAGCCAACGAGGACAAAUCACUGAAGUUGCAUAAAGAAAUUGAAGAACUUACGCAGCAGCACGAUGAACUGCAAGAGAAGUUAAAGGAAGCACACGCGAAAGCCGAGAUGGCAUUUGAUAGAGCUGCGCAAUUUGAGCGAAUUGUGGUUGAGCUCAAUGGGAAGCGCAUUGAGGCUCAAGCUGCCACGCGAACAAUCAAUAGCCUCAAACAAAAUAUGCGGGAAAUGUCGGACUCUGAUCAGGCAUUACGUAACAUGCUUGACCAGUAUGAAGAGCGCCUUCUUCAAAAUGAGCGUGAUAAGGCUGAGCUCACAAAUGUAUAUGGCAAUCUUGCUCAUGAACUUGAACAGAAACGUGAGGCUCUCGGAAAGAAGCAGUCAGAACUUGGUUUGUACCAAGGCCAGAAGCAGCGCUUUGAGGAACAAAUCUCCUAUCGCAGAGACCUUGUCAAAGACACAGCUAGGAGGCACAACAUCCGAGGCUUUGAUGUUGACAUCACUGAGGAGCAUAUUUGUGACUUCAUGGAAAAACUUGGCAGAAUGGCGCGGGAGCAGCAGAAUGCCUUUGAGAGGGCACGUAAAGAAACAUACGAGGAGACACAGCAAGCCCAGCAAGAACUUACAGCGCUAAAUAGUCGGAAAUCAGAACUUACACAGACGAAAUCCGGUGCGCAAUCUCUCAUUUCAAGAAAUGAUGAAAAAAUCCAUCGUUAUCAGAAUGAGCUUGACAUGAUUGAUGUAGACGAAGGGGGAAAAGCUGUACUCGAGUCAAAUAUCGUUGACCUCGAGAAUAAGCUUUCUCGAUCAAAAGAAGAGUUUGUCAAGGAAAACUUCGAUGCAAAAAUCCAGGUUGCCGAAACUGAGCUGCGUUCCUUCGAUUCUGAGAAGCAGAAAUUUGAUAACGAACUCCUGGAGGCAUUGCGCAACGCCAAAGAAUCGGCCCGGGUCGAUUUGCUACAUAAAGAUCUGAAAGAUCGUCGUCAAGGCUUAGAGACUGUGUGCGGCGCUCAUGGUGAUAGAAUCAGCCGCAUACUUGGAUCGUACUGGGAACCAUCCACUUUAGAACAAGUUUAUCAGAAUGUGGUCUCAGAGAAAACGACUUCUGUCAAAGAGGCUGAACAGAUGCGGGAGGGCAUUCUUCGUGAGAUUGAUCACGUCAAGUAUAAGCUGACGACUUGCAAAGAGAACCUAGCGCGCAAGGAGAAAGACUUUGUCUCUCACGAGCAUGCUAUCGUUGAAACUUUCGAGCAGGAGGGCUAUAGUCCGAUGGAUUUCCCCGAGUAUCUUGCCCAGCUUGAGGCGGAAUUGCAGCAAGCCACAGCAGAUCAAUCUUCGUUUGAGGCCAUGGAGAAAUACUAUCUGGAGUGCAAAGAGAUAUUUAACAAGACACACAAGUGUCGUCUCUGUAAACGCACAUUCGACGAUGAAAAGGCAGAGGGAAUAUUUCUGCAGCAUAUUGAAAAAUUCCUUGCAUUGGCAGCCAAAAAUGCUAAAGGCGAUUUCGUGAAGGAUGCGAAGGCAUCAUUGAGCAAGGCUGCGGAAGCUCGACCCCAUUAUGACGCUUGGGUAUGUCUUGAACAAGAGCUUCCAGCAUUAAAGCUGGAAGUCAAAACUAUUGAGAGUCAACUAGACGCACUUAAUAGGCAACUCGAGCAACAGGACCAGGCUGUACAGGUUCAAGAGGAAGCAAAGCGAGAUGUCGAGUCAUACGCAAGGACGAUUCAAAGCAUAACAAAAUAUCACAGUGAAGUUGUCAACAUUGAGGCUCAAAUUGCGCAGCUAGCUGCAUCUCAAAAUGAUCAAAAAAAUAUAGCACGUAGCCUUGAGAAGAUUCAAGAAGAUCAGAAAGCUGUUGCCGAUCAAAUACGAACCACGAGCCUCACGCUCCAGCAGCUUCGCAGUAACAAGGAUCGAAACCAAACCGAAAUCACAUCUCUCGAAUUUCAGAUUCGGGACGUUCGAUCCCAGCUUACGCAAACAGUACACCAGCUUAAAGAGAAGGCGAGCCUACAAAUUCAAAUUGAGGAUUUGAAGGCACAAAAUAACCAGCAACGCGAGAUUAUUCGUCGCGCUGACCAAGAAAUACAAUCGCUUCUACCACAGAUUGCAAAGAUUGAGAUUAAACUAGAGGAUAUUCGAGUCCGGGGAGAUGAACGGGACCGGGUACUUCAGAAAGAUGCAGCGAAGCUCGCAGACAGUCUCAACCAGCUAAAAGCAGCUGAACAGGAGAUUAAUACAUAUAUUGAUCGCGGUGGGCCUCAGCAACUUGCUCGAACGAAUCGUGAGCUCGCCAGCAUUCAGGGAGAGAUAAGUCGCAUAGAGAUGGAGCAGCGCAAUGUGACGGUGCAGAUCAAGAGACUGGAGAACGAACUCACAAACCACAGCGAAACCAAGCGUGCAAUACAUGACAAUAUAACCUACCGUGAGAGCGUUCGACAUUUACAAACUCUCGAGCAAGAAAUUACAGAACUCGAGUCUCAAAACGCCGAAGCGGACAAAGCGAAAUAUGAGGCCGAAGGCAAUAGAUGGCAGAUUCAACGUAACAAAUACAGCGCAGAACAAGCAACCGUUGUGGGCUCACUAAAAUCCAAAGAUGAUCAGUUGGCGCAGCUGAUUCAAGAAUGGGAGACCGACUACAAAGACGCUGCCGACAAUUAUCGACGCACUCAUAUCCAGACCGUUGUCACCCAAGCCGCCAUCAAUGACUUGGCACGAUAUGGUGGUGCCCUGGACAAAGCCAUUAUGCAGUAUCAUAGCUUGAAGAUGGAGGAAAUCAACCGCAUCAUCGACGAGCUGUGGCGCAACACCUACCAAGGUACUGACGUCGACACCAUCAUGAUCAAGUCGGAGUCCGAAACACAGAGACAGAACAAAUCGUACAACUACCGCGUUGUUAUGAUCAAGCAAGAUGCAGAAAUGGACAUGCGUGGACGGUGCAGCGCAGGUCAAAAGGUUCUCGCUAGCAUCAUAAUUCGCCUUGCUCUUGCCGAGUGCUUCGGUGUUCGCUGUGGCCUCAUUGCGCUCGACGAACCGACCACGAACCUCGACCGUGACAAUAUUCAGGCGCUCGCCAAGUCUUUGUCGGAGAUCAUCAAAGUCCGGCGUCAGCAGAGCAACUUUCAGUUGAUUGUCAUCACUCACGAUGAGGAGUUCUUGAAGGCGAUGAAUUGCGCUGACUACGCGGAUUAUUACUACCGCGUUUCUCGAGACGCAAAUCAGUGCUCGCAGAUAUUCAGACAGAGCAUUCAAAACGUCGUCGGCUCAUGAAUGGUAUGCUACGCUCAUGUAAAGAUACAGCAGAUUGGGAACGUGUAUGCAGUUAAUAUUAAGUAGACAAUGCGAUGAGAAUGUCUACUAAAAGAAAAAAAAUUUUUUUUUUCAUUCAUGAGGUCUUCCGGGCUUCUUGUAACAAACCUGGGAAAAGACUGAAAUCAAGGGAACAAAACAAAGCAGUGGGUUACAAGUUGGCAGAAAGAGCCACCAACAACACGUGUCAAAUAUCCGAUCUUCCAAUGCUACUUUGUAUUCUCGAAAUGAACUAUCAUCG
Verruconis gallopava is the source of this 4405-nucleotide messenger RNA. RefSeq lists its product as uncharacterized. Gene Ontology annotation, biological process: double-strand break repair; chromosome organization involved in meiotic cell cycle; telomere maintenance via telomerase. The record is from RefSeq and is a predicted model, not a curated record. The transcript is spliced from 2 exons. NCBI's taxonomy places the organism in Eukaryota, Fungi, Ascomycota, Dothideomycetes, Venturiales, Sympoventuriaceae. Gene Ontology annotation, molecular function: double-stranded telomeric DNA binding; single-stranded telomeric DNA binding; G-quadruplex DNA binding. Gene Ontology annotation, cellular component: nucleus; Mre11 complex; condensed nuclear chromosome. Bases 202 to 4125 code for a protein of 1307 amino acids.